CUGUCUGUCUGUUGCUGUCUGGACUUUUAGAAGUCAGGUUGUGUGUCUGCUGAAGACCGACACGCCGAGACUUCAUAGCUGUCUCAUGCCUGCAUCUGUGUUUGUUCUAUGUGCCGGGCACUGGCUUAACAUAUGUUUGUUAUGGCUUGUCUUUAUCACUGUCACACAAACCCACACACACACACACACACACUUUGAGGCAGCAGAGCACAUUCCAGACUGAAAACGGAAGGUCACACAAUAGUCCUUAGUUCCUGAGCCUAGCUCUCGUUGCAGUAAGAUUUCUCUGUACGUGUGUGUGUAUGUGUGAAGGUGUGUGUGUGUGUGGCUGUGUGUACAGAGACCAGUGGUUGUUCCAGGAAGCAGUGAGGUGGAUCAAUAGUUCGCCCACUCAACCUCCAUUCCCCAUGUCUGACUCAAGGCUGAGCAUGGAAGGGCAGAAUCGGACUAGAGAUUGGUUAACUAGCAACACGUGAAAACACCCAUUUUGCAGCUCGCUCUCCCCCUCGCUCCUCGUUUGUCAGCGUCAGCCCCAAAAGAUCAGCGUGAUUGUGCGUGUGUGUGUGUGAACGCGUGUGCGCGUGUGCUCAGUAAGGUGAACUCCCCCGCCUGCUGCAUGUAAAUUCAGUGUGACAUGUGAAGCUGCCACGACCUUAUAUGGUGUGCCCUGUAUUUCAGUACAGUAGGAGCUGCCAAACAUUCCGGGUCGCAGGAGGAGAGAGUGUGUGAGAGGGUGUCUCUGUCUGCCCUGUGUGUGUGUGAGUGUCACUGAGAGAGUAAGGGAGAAGAAGAGAGGGACGAAGAGCAAGAAAGAGAGACAUUCACAGUGAAUGGAGGAUUUUUACUUGACGAUAGACCCAUUUUAAAAAGUGCCUUCCCUGACGUCCGCUGCAGCUUCAACCCGCUUAUCGAGCCUAAACUCUGCUCCUUGCUCCAGCCCGCCACAUCGCGCUUGCUGCCGCGGCAACCAUCACGGCAAGAGACAUACGCCUGACCGUCCCCGCGUACGUCUGCAGCCAGACCUGCCGUCCCCUAUCGUCCUCCAGCCUCACCACCACCGCCUCCAGGAAGCCAGUGUCCAGCCUCAGCUGCCCCGCCGAUCAACAGCCUCGUCCGGCUACGCAGCACCUCGCCUCUCCCCUCGCCCUCCGGACCUCCAGACCUCCGGACCUUGAGCAUCCACUCCCCCCUGAACCUCCCCCUGCAUCCCUCAGCGCUGGUCGACCUCAGCCCCUAUCUGAUCCAGUUUCUCCGUUCACGAGGGUCGGCUCUGGCUCGGGACGCGUCCUGCUGGCAAAGACCUGGCCUUGCCGUCUGUGUGAGAGCGAGCUGUGUAGAUGGACCCUGGUGCCGUUUGAUUCUCACUGCGCCGUGACCGCUGGAGCCGUGGACAUAGGAGGAACAUGUCCCAGUGACACACACACUGACUCACACACACACACUGACUCACACACACACACUGCAGAAUAGCCUCCCCUUCCCUGUUACCUGGAUAUUCUCCCCGAGAGUUUUAUCGUCGAGCAUAACACACAGAAGGAGUGAGCUCGAACUGUAGCGUAUGGUGGACCACCCCUUCUCCGCACACACACAAUCUAUCACAUCCCACAUCGCCCCGGAUUAUUGUCCGGCCGCCAUGGCGUUGAACAUGGCCCACAUGCGGGACACCAAGUGGCUCACGUUGGAGGUGUGCCGGGAGUUCCAGAGGGGCACGUGCUCGCGCACCGACCAGGAGUGUAAGUUCGCCCACCCAGCCAAGAGCUGCCAGGUGGAGAACGGACGUGUCAUCGCCUGCUUUGACUCCCUCAAGGGUCGCUGCUCCAGGGAGAACUGUAAGUACCUUCACCCCCCGCCCCACCUAAAGACCCAGCUGGAGAUCAACGGCAGGAACAACCUGAUCCAGCAGAAGAACAUGGUCAUGUUGGCCCAGCAGAUGCAGCUGGCCAACGUCAUGAUGCCUGGGACCCAGUUACCGCCCAUGCCCAUGUUCUCCGUCGCCCCCGGCCUGGCCACCAAUCCCAACGCGGCGGCAGCCUUCAACCCCUACCUGGGCCCCAUGUCCCCCGGGCUGAUGACCCAGGAGAUCAUGCCCAGCGGCCAGGUCCUCAUGACCAGCAACCCCUCCCUCAGCCAGGGCCCCAACGCUGCGGCCGCCGCCCAGAAACUACUGAGGACGGACAGACUGGAGGUAUGCCGUGAGUACCAACGCGGCAACUGUUCCCGGGGGGAGAACGACUGUCGCUUCGCCCAUCCGGCCGACAGCACCAUGAUCGACACCAACGACAACACGGUGACCGUGUGCAUGGACUACAUCAAGGGCCGCUGCUCCAGAGAGAAGUGCAAGUACUUCCACCCUCCGGCCCACCUGCAGGCCAAGAUCAAGGCCGCCCAACACCAGGUGAACCAGGCCACGGCCGCCGCCGCCAUGACUCAGUCGGCUGUCAAAUCACUGAAGCGACCCCUCGACGCAGCCUAUGACCUGGGCAUCCCCCAUAGUGUCAUGGCGGCACCCCUGCCCAAGCGGGCCGCCAUGGAGAAGGCCAACGGGGCAUCGGCCGCCAUGUUUAACACUGGCAUGCUCCAGUACCAACAGGCCCUGGCCAACAUGCAGUUCCAGCAGCAGGCUGCUUUCCUGCCCUCAGGCUCAAUAUUGUGCAUGACACCUACAGCGAGCAUUGUUCCCAUGAUGCACGGGGCUACGCCGGCCAAUGUGUCCGCCGCCACCACAUCUGCCACAAGCGUUCCCUUCGCAACCGCCACCAAUCAGGACUCUUCCUUAUCAAAGUUGACUACCAACGAAUACAUGCAAUUGAUUCCAAUAAUUUCUGCCGAUCAUCUGAGUAACCACAAGUACCUGACACAAAUGUAGUUCCUGUUGAGAACAAUCAAAUGAAUGUGUGCUGGCGCCGUCCAAGCCAAAAGAGUUCAGCCUUUAUGUACAUAAUAACGCUGGGAAUGUCAAAGCGACGGAGACAGAAAAAAAAGAAAAAGAUGCCGUCUCUUAGCUGGUCUGGAACGAUGUUCUCAUUGUCACAAAAAUGUCUCCAACCCAGACGUGACACAGGGUCAAUGUCAGUCACUCUCGCUCGUUAAUCAACCUCCAGACACAUGCAGCCACAGUCCUGGCCAGAGAAGAUGCCUCAUCUCUGGGUACCAGGAUAUUUCUCACCCCCUCCCCCCAAGGGGUGCCAGCUAUCGACGCCUUUGUGUCUAACAGAACCAUAGUUUUUUUUUUUUUUUACACAGACAGGAGGUUGAGUCAGUUGAAUUGUUUUAUCUAUCUUAGAACACCGUGCUGGUACGUUGGCAGACCAAGAUGAAUAUAUUUUUCGUUUUUUUAUGUGCUUUGCUUUGAUUAAAAAAACAUGCAGACUUGUUUCAUGGUCUACAAAAGAAUUGCUAAAGUGCACCUUGAAUAUGAAUUUAAAUCUGAAAUAUGGCACAACAAAUAUAAUUUUAAUAAGGAACAUUAUUAUGGACAAAACAUUGGAGCAUGUAGAGUAUUUUGAUUUGUUUAAAGAUUCUAGUUAAACUAGGUGUAAAUGAAAUGAGGGUCGAGGCCGUAUGAAUGUUUUGGGUAAGACAACACACUUGUGUACCUUUGAAGCACAGCCAGGUUAGCUUUAUCCAUCAUGCUGUGUGCAAAGAAAGGCUAUCCACCCCAAAUCAGAGUGUUAUUUCACCAGUGUUAUUCUGUUUACCGAAGGUAUCUAUGUUUUGUAUGGCUCUAUUUUUCUCUUUUUUUUUUACCAUUAUAUCUUCAUAAUGAGUGUGUGUUUUUUAUUUUAUUUUACAUUGUACCAUUGCAGCAUUUUUUAAGGGGUAUGAACAGAGGAGUUAGGGAUCUCUUUGUUGUGGAUUUUUCUCUCUAAGGAAAGAGAACGAAAACAUAUGUGCCUUUUUCUUAUUACCGGUGUUUAUUUGGCUUUUCUUCUUUGUUUUUUUCUUUUGCAUCAGUGUUGGAUUUUUCUAAUAGGGUGAGCACGUUUCCUCAUUGGUGGGAGCUGGAAGUCUGUUGACUGAAAAGCCGGUAAAGGGAUGUGGGAGGAAGGUGGAGCUUGACUCCCUGCCCCCCUCCUAUCCUCCACCACAAAAAGGUGGAGGGACAUUAAAACUGUGUGUACAAGAAGCACUGUCAUUUUAAAAAUAGGGGCAAUUACAUCAUUUAGGUCAUCAAACCAUGGACUUGAAUUAGUAGUUUCAUCAUUGUAACAUCAUAGUGCUUUGAAAAUUUCACAUUCAUUUUGGUGUCAAAUAUUUGAUGAAAAAAAGGAUAUUUCACAGAAGAGGACAAAUACAUUUUUGGACAUGAUCAUAGAUACCAAAGCCAAGUUCAUUCACAGAUGAUGUCCCUUUGCCAUGUUUUGCCAGAGGUGUACAUUGUGUCAAUAUUGAUUGUAAUGUACCUUUAACAAAGCCUUAGAUUAUGGUACCAGUGUCCUAACAUUUUAUCAUACCUGUCAGAUUGUCCUACCAAGGCUCAUCGUUCAUUCGCACACCAAGGUUAAAGUUAGGGUGAGGGUUAACUUUAUGGUUUUGAGCUACAGUAGGACAAUUUGCAGAACCCAAUCCAAUCAUAUGUACUUUUAAUCACCACACAAGCAAUGAACACCAAUGACACAGUAUAUAGUUUAUAGUUCUUACAUACAAUAUACAGCUUCUAAUGUUUGUUACUUGCUCUAUCUUUAACAAUACUCUCUUAACUUUCCUGUUAUGUAUUACUUAAGGAUUUGAAUCUAUUUGAGGUAUGUAGUUGUAGAUGUUUCUUUGCCUUACUAUAUAUUACUUGACAACAUUGAUUGCCGUUAUAGAUUUUGAGGUAGUAUGACAUUCAUAACUUUUUUCAAACCAUAUAAAUGAUUAUGUGUUGACUCAGUUUAAAGUAUUCACUUAGUACAUGUUGCUGAGUGUCUGUUUUGAUUCAAAGAGUUUUGUUUUUAAUUAAUUUUGUUGAUCAAAGACUUUUGAUAUUGAUGCAAGGAAUGAGUUUUCAGCAAUUGCAGAAGCUCUGGAUAAAAAACUAAUAUUUUAACCAACUUAAGUAUUCCUUGUAACAUGUCGAGAUCAUGUUUGAAAAUAUAUUGUCUUGAAAUAUAGAAUGUUCAUGUUAGUGUGAAAAUUAUUUUCUACUGUAUCCAUUUCAAUAUUUACUAUUGUUUGAAUUUUUCUUAAGUUUGCCCUGAGUGUCAGGCCAAAAUGAACAGUGAGAUUGACGGGUUUCUGGAAGUUUGGUGAAGAGUGAUAUUAAAAGUGAGAACGGUGACUUUACUAUUUAUAAAGUCAGAAAUGCUGCAGAUGGAUGAAUUCUAACCUUAAGGGACGAAGGUCGACUUUUUGCACUUCUGUAUAUAGUCAAAUGAACAGAGAAAAAACAUGUAUCAUAUUGAGAUAUUAUUUUGAAUAAAAAAUCUAUAAUUAUAAGGAAUUUUGCUAGAUUAAUUUAAAAUUCUAAAAUUAGACCAGCUAAACAAAAUCGCUUGCAAAAAGGGCACUACUUUCUUGGCCGAUGCAUUUCGAAAAAAGCUAUGCGCUUUCCGGCUUCUUUGGUCAGUGGCAGGUACUAUGCCAAAAAAAUGUGGAAGGGGAACUUGUAUCCCCAAUUCACCUUCCCUCCAACUCCCCCUGUAAGAUGACAUCACAGAUGCUGUCCGUUUGUCUAUAGCAAAGCUGGGCAAUCAGCUCCUGUUUCGUCCUGGUACAGUCAAUACAAGAGUAUAUUCUAUCCAAAACUGUAUUCUAUGAUUUUAUCCUAAACUGUAUUCUGUUUCAGUUUGAUUUGACUGCAUGUGAAAGAACAAAAAUGUAAAACAAGAUCACAACAUAAAUAAGUACAUAUGGGACUUUUAAUGGAAAUACAUAUUUACAGUUGAUUGAUUCACAUUUGGAAGGAGGAGGAGAUGAAACUUCCGACAGUCAUCACCAGUUGUAUGAUAACAUACUAUACAGAAAAGCUCAGUAAUAUAUCUCAAAUAAUAACAUAUUAGCAGCAACCCAGCCCAGGGUUUUUCUCUCACAGCCAUUAAGAUGACAGUCAACAUGCAGGCUCACAGCACACUGUUGUCAUGCUAUUAGAAGUAUGUGUACUCAGCAGGUGAAGGCUCACUACACCAAAUACUGAUUUGUCUUUUUAAGUGAAUGUAAUCGUCUUCAGUCAAGGUCAAUAUAUUUCUGACUUGAGGUCGCUGUAUAAGUGCUACAGAACCAAAGCGCCACUUUCUCCAAACCAACCAGUGCUUCUUGGUUGGGCAGAUGCCUGCCCGCUCACAGCUUAACCAAGGGCUUUCUUCCCUGCUGAGGGCACAUACGCUUUGACUGCUUUUUACCUGUAAGUGCAACACUUAAAUUUUUGCUAAGAAAUGCUACACAAUAAUGUACUACUCUGUCUUCAGAUAUGUUUUAUGUACAUUUUCAUGUUGCCAUAAUUGACUCUUGCUGUUAUGAAUUAAAAAAAAACAAUAAAACAAAAA
Messenger RNA from Hypomesus transpacificus, 6464 nucleotides. RefSeq names its product muscleblind-like splicing regulator 1 (gene mbnl1). Gene Ontology annotation, molecular function: metal ion binding. Lineage: Eukaryota; Metazoa; Chordata; Actinopteri; Osmeriformes; Osmeridae. The transcript is spliced from 12 exons. The coding region runs from base 1559 to 2866 and encodes 435 amino acids. The record is from RefSeq and is a predicted model, not a curated record.